AUGUCUCUCUUCCCACGCUUCACCCAGGAAUUCGCCCCCAUCUUCCGUCUCUUCGACGAAUACGACCGCCAGGCCUUCCGCAACCUAGACCGGGAAUUCCAAUCCGCGCGCUCCUUCACCCCGAAAUUCGACGUCAAGGAAACAAAGGACGCGUACGAACUGCACGGCGAGCUACCCGGCAUCGAGCAAAAGGACAUCAACAUUGAAUGGACGGACAACAACACAAUCACCAUCUCCGGCCGCCACGAGUACACGCGUGAAGAGGGCCAGCGGCCCCAGGGCUUCAUCGAGGGCGGCGAGGGCGAACAGAAGAAACUCCAGGCCAAGGUGGAAGAUGAAUCGGCCGACAAGAACAAGGUGGCUACCCAGUCUGGCCAGAAGGAUGUAGCCAAGCGCAAUGAGAAUCAGGCGCGCUACUGGGUUAGCGAGCGCUCGGUUGGAGAGUUCCACCGCAGCUUUGCUUUCCCUGCUCGUGUGGAUCAGGAUGCUGUCAAGGCUAGCUUGAAGAAUGGUAUUUUGAGCAUCGUGGUGCCCAAGUCGGCGGCGCCGCAGUCGAAGAAGGUUAACAUCUCGUGA
This is a messenger RNA of Plenodomus lingam JN3, 576 nucleotides long. RefSeq lists its product as uncharacterized. Gene Ontology annotation, biological process: response to hydrogen peroxide; protein complex oligomerization; response to salt stress. The record is from RefSeq and is a predicted model, not a curated record. NCBI's taxonomy places the organism in Eukaryota, Fungi, Ascomycota, Dothideomycetes, Pleosporales, Leptosphaeriaceae.